AUCAUCCGAACGUUUGCACGUUCGCAGUCACGUUUCAUCACGGAAUUAGCAGCAGCAGAAGCAGCAGCAGCCGCAGAAGCAGUUGCCGCAGUUGCCGCCGCCAACGCCGCCACAAUGACGAUGAGUACAAAUAACUGUGAAAGCAUGACGUCGUACUUCACCAACUCGUACAUGGGCGCCGACAUGCACCACGGCCACUAUCCGGGCAACGGCGUCACCGAUCUCGAUGCCCAGCAGAUGCAUCACUACAGCCAGAAUCCAAAUCACCAGGGCAACAUGCCCUACCCGCGCUUCCCGCCCUACGACCGCAUGCCCUACUACAACGGCCAGGGCAUGGAUCAGCAGCAGCAGCAGCACCAGGGCUACUCCCGCCCGGACAGUCCCUCCAGUCAGGUGGGUGGCGUGAUGCCGCAGUCACAGACCAACGGCCUGCCCAGCGGUGGACAGCUGGUGGCCCAACAGCAGCAGCAGCAGCCCCAACAGCAGUCACAGAACCCACAGCAGCAGCAGCAGCAGGCGCAACAACAGCCGCAGCAGCAGCAGCAGCAGCAGCUCCAGCAACUGCCGCAAGUGACGCAACAGGUGACACAUCCCCAGCAGCAGCAGCAGCAGCAACAGCAACAGCAGCCUGUCGUCUACGCCAGUUGCAAGCUGCAGGCAGCAGUGGGCGUGGGUCUGGGCCUGGUCCCCGAGGGUGGCUCGCCGCCACUGGUGGAUCAGAUGACGGGCCAUCAUAUGAAUGCACAAAUGUCGCUGCCCCAUCACAUGGGGCAUCCGCAGGCGCAGUUGGGUUACACGGACGUUGGAGUUCCCGAUGUUACAGAGGUGCAUCAAAACCAUCACAAUAUGGGCAUGUACGGACAACAGCAGACGGGCGUGCCACCUGUUGGGGCACCGCCACAGGCGAUGAUGCACCAGGGCCAGGGGCCGCCGCAGAUGCAUCAGGGCCAUUUAUCGGGCCAACAUACACCGCCAUCCCAAAACCCGAAUUCGCAAUCCUCGGGGAUGCCGUCACCACUGUAUCCCUGGAUGCGAAGUCAGUUUGGUAAGUGUCAAGAACGCAAACGUGGAAGGCAGACGUACACACGCUACCAGACACUGGAGCUGGAGAAGGAGUUCCAUUUCAAUCGGUACUUGACGCGUCGGCGACGGAUCGAGAUCGCGCACGCCCUCUGCCUGACGGAGCGCCAGAUCAAGAUCUGGUUCCAGAAUCGUCGCAUGAAGUGGAAGAAGGAGAACAAGACGAAGGGCGAACCGGGUUCGGGCGGCGAGGGCGAUGAGAUCACGCCACCCAAUAGUCCGCAGUAGAGAGAGACACCGAGAGCGAGAGAGAGAGAGAGAGCGAUCGGAGGAGAGACGCAUUGGACACACACACUAUUAAAUGAAUUUCUAUCCUAAAUACAAUUUAUGUUUAUUUCGGAGAGCGCAACAACAGAAUUUACUUCGAUCCCAGAGGACUAUCUAUGUAUCUAUGUACUACCCCAUGUAUCUAUGUAUCUAUCCAAACCAAUCCAAUCCAAUCGAAUCCAAUCCGUUGAAACUAAACCUAAAGAAAGAAAGAAGAAGAGAAAACUAUACCUACAACUUAGUUAAUUGUUAUUAUUUUCUACUUAUUAUUUAAUUUUACACGAAUUGCAAAUGGAGAAAGGAUAGGCGUAAAGAUAAACGAUAAAAGAUAAAAGAUACAAGUAAAGCGUAAAACUCAAACAAAACCAACUCAUGUGACCUCAGAUCUAAAUAAGCUAUAUUUAAAUAUAAUGCAUAUACAUAUAUACCUAUGGAUAACUAUACAUGAUACCAACUAAAGCUAAAGCUAAAGCUACAGGCUACUGGCUAGGCAAGGCAAGGCAAGGAGUUAUAUGAGAAAUAAAUCUAUAUAUGAAGCAUAUAUACGUACGUACUACUACUAUAUACACGAUAACACUAGUUCUAUGCGUCAUAAGUAACUGUACGAUUAACUUAUAUAUACACACACCCCCCCUCCCCCCCUCGCCCUCUAAAAAACCCUAAAACUAAAUCAAUGUUUGUAGCAAUCUUAGCGCAAAAUAAAUAAAAACAAAAACGAAUAAAAACAACACCCGAAAAUGGCGUUAAAAUCCAUUUGCAUUGAGAAUCCCCCAUAAAAUAGAUUGACAGAAAAACUAUAAUAGAGAUCUUUUGUGUCUGCAAAUUUAGACAAAGAAAUACCAAAACCAAUGGAAAGACGUUGCUUAAAGUAAACAAAAACGUUUUACAUAUACAAUAACAAAAAACUAUAAUAAAAAAAAAACAAAAAAAAAAACAUUUAAAACGAAAUUUGUAUAAAAUAUUUUCGGCCACUUUUGAACUUUUGAAAGUCUCUUUCUACCCAUGGAAAUUUUAGAGACCUUUUAAUUUCGGUUUUUGCGUAUGUUUUCUUUUUAAUUUCUUGUGCAAUUUUUUAGUUCUUGCAAAAAAUAAAACUCGAAUUAGGUCGUAAAGGAUAUAAAGUAUACCGAAAUGCAACAAAACAAAAAACAAAACAAAGAAGAAUAUUGGCAAAAAUGAAAAUGAAAUUUAUAUUGUUAACAGAAACGAAGAGAACACAAAGAAUAUGUAUAAAUAAAUGAAGAAAACAAAACAAAAACCCAUGUAAAGUAGAUCAAUAUUAGAGGAUGAUAAAGAGAGAUCGGAGGAGAGUCCCAAUUUGAAUGCAGAACGAUUUCUAUCUAUAUAGUUUAUCGCCUAACAAAAACCACUAUAUGAAUGUAUGUACGUAACUCAAACUCAAUUUCCACAGCUGUGGAAAUCCAUAUACCAAAGCAAAGAAAAAAGGAAAAUGAAUGGAUAGCAAGGGAACUAAAACUAUAAAGCAUCGUAUGUUUAUAUGUAGAUAUAUAUAUAAUUAAACACAAAACACCUAAGCAUAAAGCAUGUAACUUUGUAGAGAAAGAGUUUCGUUUUGUAAAUCCCCAACAAAAAAACCAACAAAAAACCCCCCCAGACCCCAGUCAAAAAGUGGAGGAAUCAUUCGGGAACCAUGAGAGGCGGAAUAUUCCACUCAAUCCAGAUACGUAACUUUCGGCCUCAUUCUGUAAGAAACUAAACUAAGUUUCAAAUCAAAAAAAGGAAAAGAAAAGAAUAAAAAAAAAAUUGGAAAAUUGGACAAAUAGAAUGUAGAAAUUCACAAGAGACAAAAUUCGAACGCGUUGAUUUAAAACUAAAUAUAUACUCAAACAUUUAUGCGAAAUUGAGAGGGAAAUGAAAUGAAAUGUGGAUGCUAAAUAAUUUGUUGUAAAUAAAAAUUAAAUUUUAGUGUAAACAAA
Drosophila pseudoobscura is the source of this 3284-nucleotide messenger RNA. It is a transcript of the gene Antp, whose product is annotated as homeotic protein antennapedia. The coding region runs from base 115 to 1308 and encodes 397 amino acids. Lineage: Eukaryota; Metazoa; Arthropoda; Insecta; Diptera; Drosophilidae. Gene Ontology annotation, biological process: anterior/posterior pattern specification; negative regulation of transcription by RNA polymerase II. The record is from RefSeq and is a predicted model, not a curated record. Gene Ontology annotation, molecular function: DNA-binding transcription factor activity, RNA polymerase II-specific; RNA polymerase II cis-regulatory region sequence-specific DNA binding. Gene Ontology annotation, cellular component: nucleus. The transcript has 4 exons.